This is a messenger RNA of Mytilinidion resinicola, 1068 nucleotides long. RefSeq lists its product as uncharacterized. The coding region runs from base 1 to 1068 and encodes 355 amino acids. NCBI's taxonomy places the organism in Eukaryota, Fungi, Ascomycota, Dothideomycetes, Mytilinidiales, Mytilinidiaceae. The transcript is spliced from 2 exons. The record is from RefSeq and is a predicted model, not a curated record.
AUGCUUCAGGAAGUUGCUCUCUCUCCACUCGACCAGUUUGCAUCUCGUGGAUAUAUCAGUCUUCUCUUUUGCUUUCCAUCUUUGGACCACACCCAUGAGAAUCUAGUGACACAAUUACAGCACGGGCUCUCCUGCUUCGCAUCGCUGUUCCCGGUCGUCAAAGGCCACGUUCAGCAGAAACUAGAGAGAGGCCACGUCAAAGUAGUUUACAGCGUCGACGCUGCCGAUCCGCCAUUUGCUGUGCGAGAUACCUCUCUGAAAUAUGAGGAGUUGCGUCAAAAGGGCUUCCCCAUACAAGGGCCUAGACACGGCUCUGUUUCUCAUGAAGCUGCGGGCUGGGAUGGCACCGUUGUAGCUGUGAAGGUCAGCAAGCUCCGAGGUGGAUUGAUACUUUGCUUCUCUGCCCACCACUCGUUUGUGAACGCUGCGGGUCUUGGGGUCCUGACGAAAUUGUAUGCGGAAUGUUGCAGUGGCAAGAUUAGACACGACUACGCACGAGUCAUGAAGCAAGACCGCGUUCGCUCUCUCCAGGGAACCGAUUUGGAAGACGCAUUGAUACAUCAUGGGAGACUCUGGAUGCCCCCAGAGCCUAAUCACUCGAGAAUACCGACUCCUGAACCCAUCUCGCCUAAAUUUGCGAAGAUAUCGAUCGCGAUGACGAUAUCAGAGGUCGCGCUUCAGCAGCUGAAGCAUAGUUGUGCCGAAAAUGCGACAGACAAGCACUCGACUUCAUUUAUCUCAGCUUUGGAUGCCGCCACGAGUUUGCUGUUCGUUGGUAUCAUGCGUGCUAGGAGCCCGUACCUGCCACCAGGAAGUAUCUGCUCUCUCAACAUCGCCGUGGAUGGACGAUCAAAGCUGGUUCCGCCGCUACCAGACGACUUUCUUGGGAAUUCCCACGCAGGAGCUAUUGUGUCAAUUCCAGUUUCUGACCUCAACUCUCAGGAUGUAGGCGUUACCAUCGGAAACGUCGCAUUCCAAAUUCGAACUGCGAUAACUGCAGUAGAUAAUCAGCUGAUACGGAGCUCAACCAGCGAAUGUUACUCCGUCCUCCCACCUCAUGGUGUCUAG